GCCGGAGAGCUUGUUUAGUAUCACCUUGGAUGCUGGAGAGUCGAGAUGGCUUCUACGGACUGGAUGUUUCUACUUUUGCCACUGGUGAUCGGCGCAUUUUCCGAAUGGGUCCAACUUUCAGACGCGGCGCGGAUUACCUUUGGUAGCUGUGCCCCCCAGGAGAGUGAGGAGCGUGGCCAGUGCAUCCACAUCACCAGCUGCCCCUUUCUCGCCGAAUUGCUGACGACGGAGCCAAAGACUCCCGCCCAGCGUCUCCUCCUCUCCAAGAGUCAAUGUGGAGUGGACAACCGAGCGGAGGGUCUGCUGAACAGCACCCUUGUCUGCUGUCCGCGUAGCAAGCGGAUCGAUAGCGAGGAUACGGCGGAAUCAACGCAUCUGCCAGGAGGAAGAGAUGAAGAGCAGCCGGGCAAUGUGCUGCCUGGAAACGAUGUCUGCGGUUUCCUCUUCGCCGAUCGCAUUUUUGGUGGAACCAACACGAGCAUCUGGGAAUUCCCGUGGAUGGUGUUGCUGCAGUAUAGAAAAGGUCAGUGGGCAAAUGCCACAUCUUCAAGUGCGUUUACUUUUCACUGCGGCGGCACUUUGCUGAACUCCCGCUACGUCCUGACCGCUGGUCACUGCCUGGCCAACCAAAAACUGGAGCAGGCCGGCGUCGUCCUGCACAGCGUUCGCCUGGGCGAGUGGGACACUCGUACGGAUCCCGACUGCGCCACGCAGAUGAAUGGACAGCGCAUCUGUGCACCGAAUCACAUCGACAUCGAGGUGGAGAAGGGCAUCGUACAUGAACAGUAUGUGCCCAAUUCGGUGGACCAGCAGAACGACAUUGCUUUGGUGCGUCUGAGAAGGAGUGUCAGCUACACCGACUAUGUGCGCCCCAUUUGCCUGCCCACCGACGAUCUGAUCCGGAACCAGUUCGUGGACUACGGCAUGGAUGUGGCCGGCUGGGGACUCACUGAGAGCAGGCAGCCCAGUCCGACCAAGCUAAAGGUGGCCAUGAAAGUUGUGAACCGAACGAUAUGCCAGGAGAAGUACAGCUCCUUCAAGGUGAAACUAUAUGACUCCCAGUUGUGUGCCGGCGGCAUGAAGGGUAUGGAUACCUGCGAAGGCGAUUCCGGCGGUCCUUUGAUGGUGUCCAUAUCGACUGGCGGCCGGGAUGUAUUCCACAUCGCUGGCAUCACCUCCUACGGCACUAAGCAGUGCGGGAUCGGCGGAUGGCCCGGCGUUUAUACCCGUACGGGUGCGUUCAUCGAUUGGAUACAGCAGAGAUUGGAGGCAUAAUAAAUAAAAUUGCUAGUUUAUUCACAUUUCUCGCAUUGGCUAGCUUACAAUAUUA
Molecule: messenger RNA, 1330 nt
Organism: Drosophila yakuba
Lineage: Eukaryota; Metazoa; Arthropoda; Insecta; Diptera; Drosophilidae
Product: spaetzle-processing enzyme
Exons: 4
Coding region: 46-1275 (409 amino acids)
Biological process (GO): proteolysis
Molecular function (GO): serine-type endopeptidase activity
Source: RefSeq, a predicted model, not a curated record